Messenger RNA from Salvia miltiorrhiza (redroot sage), 1745 nucleotides. Its product is annotated as E3 ubiquitin-protein ligase SINAT5-like. Gene Ontology annotation, molecular function: protein binding; zinc ion binding; ubiquitin protein ligase activity. The coding region runs from base 666 to 1622 and encodes 318 amino acids. Gene Ontology annotation, cellular component: cytoplasm. The record is from RefSeq and is a predicted model, not a curated record. NCBI's taxonomy places the organism in Eukaryota, Viridiplantae, Streptophyta, Magnoliopsida, Lamiales, Lamiaceae. The transcript has 3 exons. Gene Ontology annotation, biological process: ubiquitin-dependent protein catabolic process; multicellular organism development.
ACUUUUUCAUGAUCGCAACUUCUUUAUGCUUAGAUCUCUGCCAACAAAUAAGCUACUACUCUCGAAAAUUAAUUAAAUAUGUAUAUAUUGAGUGGAUUUUUAUUUAUAUCAAGUCAAAAAAAAUGAUUUUUAUUUAUAUCAAGUCAAAAAAAAAUGAUUAAAUAACCGUUUAAUUAACUUCCUAAAUUUUAAUUAUUUCUGAUAGAGAAGGGGAGAGAGGGAGAACAAAACCACCUGUUUUUCAGGGGUGAUUCUUUCUGAUUCUUUUUGCAUCUCUUUUAAUUUUUCUUCCAAUUUUCUUACAAAAUUCUUUUGGUUUCUUCUUCCCUUAAUUGAGCAGAAGGUUAAGGGAGGAGGAGAAAAGGGCUAAAAAGACGAAGCAGGACCCCUUAAUUCCAGAAAAUAUUUGAAUUUUUUGGGAAGUAGGGGUCUCAAAUUUCUGUCAAAAAUCAAAAUUUUAAAAGUGCGAAUUUGAUAUUUCAUCAAAUCAUUAGGUUCUUGAAAUGGUCUGUUGAUGUCAUACCAAAUAUUCUCUUGCAAAGGUUGGAGCUUCAUUUCACAAACCUGCAUUUGGUGCUAAUUUUGAAAGAAAAUUAGGUCUCUUUAAAUUGGGUGUCAGGAAUUUCUGCAAACUUCUUGAAUUUUUGUACUCCCCCUAAUUGAAAAUGGCAACAAUUGAAAUAGAAAGUGUGGAGUGUGUGUCUGCAUCAGAUGGAGUUGAAGAUGAAGAGACUUCUUCACAUCCUCACCACAAUAACCAGUAUUCUUCAAAACCUCGCAUUUUAUUAUCUUCCGUAAUUGCCCCUACCAGUGUUCAUGAAUUGCUGGAGUGCCCUGUUUGCACUAAUUCUAUGUACCCUCCAAUCCAUCAGUGUCACAACGGGCACACUCUCUGUUCGACUUGCAAGACACGGGUGCAUAACCGGUGCCCUACCUGCAGACAAGAGCUAGGGGACAUCAGGUGCUUGGCGCUCGAGAAGGUUGCAGAGUCGCUAGAGCUGCCCUGCAGGUACUACUCCCUAGGCUGCCCGGAGAUAUUCCCAUACUACAGCAAACUCAAACACGAAGCAGUUUGCAAUUUCCGACCAUAUAGUUGUCCAUAUGCUGGAUCUGAGUGUAUAGUAACAGGGGACAUUCCUUAUCUUGUUGCUCACUUGAGAGACGACCAUAAAGUGGACAUGCACACGGGAUGCACGUUCAAUCACCGAUAUGUGAAGUCAAAUCCUCGUGAAGUAGAAAACGCGACAUGGAUGUUGACUGUAUUCAAUUGUUUUGGGCAAUAUUUUUGCCUUCACUUUGAAGCAUUUCAGCUGGGAAUGGCACCUGUUUACAUGGCAUUCCUACGUUUCAUGGGCGACGAAGUUGAAGCCCGUAAUUAUAGCUACAGCUUAGAGGUAGGAGCAAAUGGUAGAAAGCUCAUGUGGGAAGGCACCCCACGAAGCAUUAGAGAUAGUCACCGUAAGGUCAGGGAUAGCCACGACGGUCUUAUCAUCCAACGUAACAUGGCACUCUUCUUCUCCGGAGGCGACAGGAAGGAGCUUAAGCUCAGAGUUACUGGAAGGAUCUGGAAGGAACAACAGAAUCCAGAUGCUGGGACUUGUGUUCCUAAUCUUUGUACCUAAUCAGAUUCACUUCUGUAAUUUUUAACAACUUCUAUAUCUCUGUGUGUGCGCGUCUCAGCGUAAAUGUAUCAUGUAUUAUUGCCAGAGUUCUGCUUGUUAAUACCAUUACCUUUGGUUACUAAA